GAAUCAGACACAAGUUUGGCAGAAGGAAGUGUCAGCUGCUUAGAUGAAAGUCUUGGACAUAACAGCAACAUGGGCAGUGAUUCAGGCACCAUGGGAAGUGAUUCAGAUGAAGAGAAUGUGGCAGAAAGAGCAUCUUCUGAGCCAGAACUGCAUCUCAGGCCUUACCAAAUGGAAGUCGCCCAACCAGCCUUGGAGGGGAAAAAUAUCAUUAUAUGCCUCCCUACAGGGAGUGGGAAAACCAGAGUGGCUGUUUACAUUGCCAAGGAUCACUUGGACAAGAAGAAAAAAGCAUCUGAACCUGGAAAAGUUAUAGUCCUUGUCAAUAAGGUGGCACUAGUUGAACAGCUCUUCCGCAAAGAGUUUGAACCAUUUUUGAAGAAAUGGUAUCAUACAAUUGGAUUAAGUGGAGAUACCCAAUUAAAAAUAUCAUUUCCAGAAGUUGUCAAAACCUAUGAUGUUAUCAUCAGUACAGCUCAAAUCCUUGAAAACUCCCUUUUAAAUUCAGAAAAAGGAGAAGAUGAUGGUGUCCAGUUUUCAGACUUUUCCCUCAUCGUCAUUGAUGAAUGCCAUCACACCAACAAAGAAGCAGUCUAUAAUAACAUCAUGAGGCGUUACUUGAAACAGAAGUUGAAAAACAAUAAACUCAAGAAAGAAUGCAAACCAGUGAUUCCUCUACCUCAGAUACUAGGACUAACAGCUUCACCAGGUGUUGGAGGAGCCAAAAGGCAAGCUGAAGCCAAGGAACACAUUUUAAAAAUAUGUGCCAAUCUCGAUGCAUGUACCAUUAAAACUGUGAAAGAAAAUAUUGAUCAACUCAAAGACCAAAUAAAAGAGCCAUGCAAAAAGUUUGCAAUUGCAGAUGACACCAGAAAAGAUCCAUUUAAAGAUAAACUUUUAGAAAUAAUGAACAAGAUUCAAAGUUUUUGCCAAAUGAGUCCAAUGCCAGAUUUUGGAACUCAACCCUAUGAACAAUGGACCACUCAAAUGGAAAAAAAAGCUGCACGAGAAGGAAAUCGCAAAGAACGUGUUUGUGCAGAGCAUUUGAGGAAGUACAAUGAGGCCCUACAAAUUAAUGAUACAAUUAGAACAAUUGAUGCAUAUAAUCACCUUGAAGCUUUCUAUAAUGAUGAGAAAGAGAAGAAGUAUGCGGUCCAAGAAGAUGAUAGUGAUGAGAGUGGUGAGGAUGGUGAUGGUGAUGGCGAUGAAGAUGAAGAUGAUGAAAAGAAACCUUUGAGCCUGGAUAGGACAGAUAGAUUUCUCAUGGAUUUAUUUUCUGAAAACAGGAGACUGUUGAAAAAGCUGGCUGAAAACCCAAAACAUGAAAAUGAAAAGCUGACCAAAUUAAGAAACACCAUAAUGGAACAAUAUACAAGGACUGAGGAAUCGGCCCGAGGAAUAAUUUUCACAAAAACACGACAGAGUGCAUAUGCCCUUUCUCAGUGGAUUACUGAAAAUAAAAAAUUUGCAGAAGUAGGAGUCAAAGCCCAUCAUCUGAUUGGAGCUGGACACAGCAGUGAGUUCAAGCCCAUGACACAGAAUGAACAAAAAGAAGUCAUUAGUAAAUUCCGCACAGGAAAAAUAAAUCUGCUCAUCGCUACCACAGUGGCAGAAGAAGGUCUGGAUAUUAAAGAAUGUAAUAUCGUUAUUCGUUACGGCCUCGUCACUAAUGAAAUAGCCAUGGUCCAGGCCCGUGGUCGAGCCAGAGCUGAUGAGAGCACCUACGUCCUGGUUGCCCACAGUAACUCAGGAGUUAUUGAACGUGAGAUAGUUAACGAUUUCCGAGAGAAAAUGAUGUAUAAAGCUAUAGACCAUGUUCAAAAUAUGAACCCAGGGGAGUAUGCUCGUAAGGUAUUGUUUUUGGCCCUUUGAAUUUAUUUUUCACUUUAAAGUGGCUGCAUGUGGUUGCCAUUGAUAGCUAAGUGGCUAAGUCUCAAGACAGAAAUUGUGCUGAAUUUUAAGUUCCAGUUGGGAUGAGCUGUGCUUAGUCCAGAUUCACAUACAAAGAAUCAAGAUCUGUGAUGGGCAGAAAUUGUCAGGCUGCUGUUCCAGUGAAACCAACCAUAAACUUUGAUGAUAUAAAUUUAGUCUGCCCUUGAUCAGAAACACUAGUAUGUCUCACCCACUCAAGGCAACCUGGUAAUUUUGGUUUGGUUCAAUCUGUUUGUACAGGCACAAGUUUUUCAUUCCAGAAAUCUCUAUGAAGUGCCUACUGUGUGCCAGGCAAUGUUCUAGAAAGAGAGAACAUGGUAGCAAAUAACACAGACAGAUCCCUGCUGCAUGAGGCUUAUAGAGUAUACAUAAUGAGAUUUGAGGAGGAGAAGCAAGAAACAGAAAUGAAGCAAGAAAUGCAUCCCACAAGGAUAAAUGCUACAGAAUUAGAAUAAGACAAUAUGAAACAAGUCAUUAGAUGAAUACUGUAUAGAUUGGGUAUUUGGGGAAAGUCUCUUAGAAGGAGUGACAUUGAGGCUAGAUACAUAAUAUGUCAUCGGCUUCAUCUCAAUUUACUAGCGUAGAGUCAUUUGAGCUGCAGGAGGAAUGCAGUGAAGGAAGAAUGCAUUUCUACAAUAUUUCAGGAAAUCCCCCAUACCACUGAAUUAAAGACUGUAACUACUAUAAUAGCAAACAAUCCAUUUAGAAGAAAAUUCACACCCUUGCAUAUGGGUGUGAAUGUUAGUUUCUUAACAUUGGAAUUGGCUCUACCCUAAAUAGAGUUUCACGAAAGGGAUGCUUUUAAAUUGGUGUGCAUUGCUAUAACCAACUCCAAGGUUUCCUGGCCAGGUUUCUACACAAACUUAUAUUUUAAAACCCCUUUAAAUGUAAGGCAAACCAAACAUUUGGUAAUGUCAAAUCAAACAUCUGUGGCCAAAUAAUGUCACUGGAAAGUUAAUCCAGUGAAUAUUUUCAAAGAUUGAUGUUUCAAGACGAGGUGUUUUGGGUAAACUCUAGGCCAUCUCCAGAGUUUAUGAGUCGAAAUUUUCCAGAUUAUGCCUACAGUAAGAUACAGUCUCUUUGGGGGCCCCAGAAUCAACUACCUUUUUAGGUUUCCUUUGGCUAAGAGACCUGCCUUCCUAAAGCUACUCCAGGCUGACAAACUCAGAGCAGGGACGGCAAUGAUGCAGGGGCACAUUCCACUACUGUUCUGUUUGGCUCCCUUGGCAGACAUCUCUACAGCAGACAUCGCUACUAGGUCCCAGCACUCCCUUCUUCUGAGUUAAGAAUCCUUUUCAACACAAUUUUCAGGCAGCCGCUAAUAAAUGGUGAGCACUGACACAGAAGGUGAGGUCUGUUUUCCAUGCCUUAUACAGAAUUUGUACCUAACUGAAAGCCUUUAAAUCAAACUUCUAGAAACAAUGUGAAGAUUUGAAGCAUUUUCCCUAACAAUGACUCAACAACUUUUCCCACAUCAUUACAUUAUUUUUUAAUUUUUUAAAAAAUUUUUUAAAGAUUUUAUUUAUUUAU
Molecule: messenger RNA, 3459 nt
Organism: Leptonychotes weddellii (Weddell seal)
Lineage: Eukaryota; Metazoa; Chordata; Mammalia; Carnivora; Phocidae
Source: RefSeq, a predicted model, not a curated record